UGCGUCGCCGUCGUUCACACCUUUCCAGGUUUGCGUUAUUUGCCGAGUGACUCAUACAUUGCGGUCACGCCAUUGUAAGGAGUGUCGUCGUUGUGUCGACCGUCUCGAUCAUCAUUGUCCGUGGAUAGACAACUGCGUUGGGAUUCGGAACCAGCGAAGUUUCUACCUCUUUCUCCUGGUGCUAUCAGUAGGAUUGACAAUCGCAUACUAUCUAGUAUUCCGUUUUAUAUCCACC
Messenger RNA from Perkinsus marinus ATCC 50983, 235 nucleotides. Its product is annotated as zinc finger protein DHHC domain containing protein, putative. Gene Ontology annotation, biological process: peptidyl-L-cysteine S-palmitoylation; protein targeting to membrane. Gene Ontology annotation, cellular component: endoplasmic reticulum; Golgi apparatus. Gene Ontology annotation, molecular function: protein-cysteine S-palmitoyltransferase activity. The annotation marks the transcript as partial. The transcript has 2 exons. The record is from RefSeq and is a predicted model, not a curated record. Lineage: Eukaryota; Perkinsozoa; Perkinsida; Perkinsidae.